AUGUGCUGCCGCGAAAAAAAAAUCGGAAUUCAGCGAAGUCCGAAGGUCACACGAAAGGUUAUACUGCCAUCGAAGCCAAAGGUAGAAAACGCGUCUGAUCCUGAACCUUCUAUCUAUAAAAAGGAUAAAACUUCCGCCAUUGAACAGUUCGAUAAUCAACAGCCCGGAACCAGCUAUCACAAAUGCCCUCAGCAAGGGAAAAAGGCAAAUGCGCUGUCGACAAGUUCCGCUACUCCAGAUCCCGGGAAACACGAUGAGUCAUCGCUGAUCAACUUGGGUGCCAGCACCAGUCGACAGCAGAUUACCAAUGUUGACAUGGACAUUUUGAUGGACUGGACAGAGUUCGAUACCGAAAACACCAGCACAACUUUCAGCGACAACUUGAAUAAGGAUGCCUCAGAACAACCAUCAAAACGGAUCGGGAAGACGUACACUCGUCCGAAAACUGCGAAGGAAAAUUUGGCAAAUCGCCCAUCGAACUCUGAGCGGCUUGAGCAAACGGUAUCGAGUGAUAUUGUAUGUGUUUGUGGACAACAAGAAAAAGUAGCUGCGUUACUGAAGCAGAACAAAGAGCAGGCAUCGCAAAUGGAGAAAAUAAGAACGAAAUACGAGGAAUGCCGUAAACGUUGCCUGAAGUUAACUGACUCGCUCAACUCAAAAAUUCUCGGAAAGCCUCAUGAAGAUGUAUUCACCGCGAUCGAAGGAUCUACGAGCAAGGAAAAAUUAAAAAAAAUUUCGGAGGCGGCUCAAAAUAGUGAUUACGUCUUUGUAAAGCUACUGAUGCAUGACGUGUGGCCUAUGGGGUUGAAAGAUAGAUCAGUGACUGGCCGCGCAUCAAACAACCCGCAAGGACGAAGCAAGACAGAGGACAUAGGAGGACUUACUGAUGGCAAUGCAGCUACGCCCAAGACGCCCCUGGAGCCCGAGAAAGUGUCCUACAUUGAAGAUCGUUUGUUCGAACAUCGGACGUACCAGGGAGAUUCAGGAGCAGAAGCAAGAGUGAAGGCCAAAGAAUGUGGCCGAGAAAUGGCACGAGUGAUCGCAUAUUACGGGAAGAAGGAGGCACCGUCUGCUGAUUAGAGCA
Molecule: messenger RNA, 1084 nt
Organism: Aedes aegypti (yellow fever mosquito)
Lineage: Eukaryota; Metazoa; Arthropoda; Insecta; Diptera; Culicidae
Exons: 4
Coding region: 1-1080 (359 amino acids)
Molecular function (GO): DNA binding
Source: RefSeq, a predicted model, not a curated record